AUGAGCAUCGCCCACAAUCGGGUGGGAAGAGGCCCACGACGGUGGAUUGCCUCAGCAUAUCUCAUAAACGAAGUAAAGACACUGGGAAAAAUCAAGGACAUCUUCGCUGAAGAGUUCCAGCGUGAGUUGGAACACGAAGAAGAUGACCCCCACCUGGGCCAACCAAUCGUGGACAAAUGGAUGCCAGAAGGGAAAGGAAACAGUCCCGUGAGCGAACGUUACGUCGGCGGGCGCAACAGCCCAACCCCGGCGAGGGGCAACGGCAACUGGCCCUGGAGGAACUACAGGCAUUCGAAGCAGAAGAAGCGACAAUGUUCAAGUAUGAGCUAUGUGGAAACGUACAUUUUCGGCGAACUCACCCCGACCCAAUUCUACGAAAAGGUCAAAGAGGGCCCGGUAAAGGGGAGGACGGCGAUAAAGGCACUUAAAGACCCGAUCAUAGAGGAGGAGACGGAUGAUCCCGAACGUAUACUCAACAUCGUCUACGAUAACUGGAGCGAACUGUGGAAAAGCCGACACUCAGACGAUAGAGCGAGGAGAGAGGUGCGAGAAGCUUUACGGAAGGCGCAGUUAGGUCGUGCGCCCGGCCCCGACGGGCUUCCUAUUGACCUGUACAAGCGUAUUGCCAAAGGCUGGUAUGGAAUGAUCAAGAUCUUAUCGUGGGUACUCAACGCGUUGCGGGACUUACGGCGUUUACCUGUGGAUAUGAAGCGGGGAUGCCUAAUACUCCUCUACAAGAAGGGUGACCCUACGGAGGUAACCAACUACCGACCAAUCACGGUGAUGGGCACUGAUUACAAGCUGUUCACUCCCGUCCUGGCGACCCGGCUGGGAAAUAUACUCGGACGACUAAUCGGGCCGGCCCAAACAGCCGACAUUCGAGAACGGUACAUUGGAGACAGCGUCAAACUGGUCCAAACAAUUAUUGAUAAGGAUGACGCGGAUGGAGAAGAGUUGACCAUUCUCUUUCUGGACCAAGAGAAGGGUUUCGACCGGGUCAGCCACGACUACAUGUGGGAAUGUUUAAAGGAACUCCGCCUCCCAAGGUUGUUCAUCAAGUUGACCAAGGAACUCUACCGGGGGGCAGUGACUGUACCCUGGGUCAACGGCCACGAAGGUAGAGGCAUUGCCAUGCGCGGGGGAUUCAGCGGAGACGAAAGAAUACAAGGCAUCCCGAUGACGAUUGGAUUACCUGCAACAAACGCGGCCUACGCCGACGAUUUGGCCAUCUUCGUCAACCAUGUCUCAGGAUUCAUUCGUCGACCACACGGUUGCCUUCUGGCGUUGGUCGGAGUAUUUUUCGCAUAUGGCGGGGCUCCAUUGUGCCUCUCUCGAUGGGUCUCACUGUUGUGUCGGAGCCUGAUCAAGUAA
This is a messenger RNA of Fonsecaea nubica, 1371 nucleotides long. RefSeq lists its product as hypothetical. The record is from RefSeq and is a predicted model, not a curated record. The transcript is spliced from 4 exons. The coding region runs from base 1 to 1371 and encodes 456 amino acids. Lineage: Eukaryota; Fungi; Ascomycota; Eurotiomycetes; Chaetothyriales; Herpotrichiellaceae.